UUCCGGGCUGCGGGCCGGAGCGCGCGGGCCCCGCAGCCCAGGCUGCCCUGGCCGUGCUCGGCGCGCUCACUAUGGCAGGCCCCGCGCCGGGGCGGAGGCUGUGGCCGCUGGCCGCGCUGGCCCUGGUCCUGGCGCUGGACCCGGAGCUGCCCGCAGUCCAGGCCGGGCAGACGCCGCGCCCCGCCGAGCGAGGCCCCCCAGUGCGGCUCUUCACCGAGGAGGAGCUGGCCCGCUUCGGCGGGGAGGAGGAAGAUCAGCCCAUCUACAUGGCGGUGAAGGGAGUGGUGUUUGAUGUCACUUCUGGAAAGGAGUUUUAUGGACGUGGAGCCCCCUACAAUGCCUUGACCGGGAAGGACUCCACCAGAGGGGUCGCCAAGAUGUCCCUGGAUCCUGCAGACCUCACCCAUGACACUACCGGCCUCACGGCGGAGGAGCUGAAAGCCCUGGAUGACGUCUUCACCACAGUGUACAAGGCCAAGUAUCCCAUCGUCGGCUACACGGCCCGAAGGAUUCUCAACGAGGACGGCAGCCCCAACCUAGACUUCAAGCCUGAAGACCAGCCCCAUUUUGACAUAAAGGACGAGUUCUGAUGUCCCACCUGCAGGAGUGGGUUCUGGGGAGGGUGAGACCUCACGCGCGAAGUCGCCUGCGCGAUAGGCUACCCGGGCCCCUGGGCUCGCCGAUCUGAAUAAAGCCGACGUUUAGCCCUG
This is a messenger RNA of Rhinolophus ferrumequinum (greater horseshoe bat), 710 nucleotides long. RefSeq names its product neudesin neurotrophic factor (gene NENF). Bases 72 to 590 code for a protein of 172 amino acids. Gene Ontology annotation, cellular component: membrane; endomembrane system. The transcript is spliced from 4 exons. The record is from RefSeq and is a predicted model, not a curated record. NCBI's taxonomy places the organism in Eukaryota, Metazoa, Chordata, Mammalia, Chiroptera, Rhinolophidae.